AUGGCCGUUCAAUCGUCUCUCGCCCUCCCUGGCGAGCCAAGCGAGCCAAGCAUGGGUUCAAUUUCUCCUCAUUCGCUGCUUUCCCUCCCUCUCCACGUCCGCAAGAGGAUUUACUUCUUCGCAGGCGUGACCAGAGAGUGUCCAAUCGUUAUCAUUCCUCCCUCUAAAGCCGUACCUCGCCCUACCCUCCACCGUGACCCAGCCGACGUGCGCCUGGAUGACGGACUGGUCUGCAAUUUUGCAUCUCGCAACAGAGGGCGGGGUAUAGGGUUACACAUGCCACAUGAAACGCGCGAGUGCGAAUGCCCAGAAGUCCCAAAGGACCUUCUUCGCGUCAACAAAGCUCUCCAUGGGGAAGUCCAAGAUAUUCUCUAUGGCGAAAAUAAAUUCGUGAUUGUCGUCAAGGACGGAUCUAAACCGGUCGAGAAGUGGACGAACUUUUGCCAGCGACUUGCGUCCUGUCUCGUACCUGGACGUUUGAACUUGGAAUUUAUUUGCGACGUCGGAGAGUUUGCAACAGCCGAGAAAUUCAUGCAGCCGCUUCAGGCCCUUCCACAGCUCAAGAGCUGCGCUAUUAGACUUGGCAGACGUCGAGACACUGAUCUCCGCUCGCUCGCCCGUUCUACUGCAGCUAGCUUGACUGCUGUUCAGCAUGAAGGCGAAGACUCUUCAUUCCCAUUCUUCUUGUUGCCACACGAGGUUCGUCUCCACAUUCUAAGCUACACGAACCUCGGGCAGCACGGUUCCUUCAAGCCAGAAUGGAGCGAUAUCACCAUCAAACGUGGGAAAUUCAGCCAACGCUAUCCCAAGGACGAAAGGUCUCUCAGCUACCGCAGGGCUUGUUGCCUCGACUGUUCAUUCACCAAACUGGAUUGCAUUUGUCCCUUGAACUAUUCGGCUGUCUCUCCCAAUUGCACAUGCAGAGACCUGCCCCUUGAUCUCUUGCGUGUUAACAAGCAAAUGAACGAAGAAGCAACACAAGUUCUCUUUACGACAAACAUGUUUACAUUUGAAGGCCCCUUCGAUGAUACGCUCAAUAUGCUCCGUGCCCUCAAUCCUGCCUCUUUGAAACUCUUCAGGCGAAUCAGGUUUCGUUUCGAGCCUGGUCAGAUUUUCAAAUGGAGGAGUACUAAGCAGAACUGGACCGAUCUUAUCUCCUUCAUCGGACAGAACUUUGAUACACCUCGUCUCUUCGUUGUAUUCGAUACAACUGUCGACGGUCAAUCGUGUCGUGAGCGCAAUCAUCAACAAACGAUCAUGAACACGGUACAUGAGGGCUAUGCUUUCUUCAUUGAUGAGAUGAAAAACCACAUUACUAGCUUGUUGGACUUUCAUGUGACUCUGGGAGUCUUCCCAUAUCUGGAGAGGAUCUUUGAGAGGCACAUCUUGGGUCAAGAGUACGACAGUAGUAACGGGAAUCAACAUGCGAAGGAAGUGCGCAUUCGUGACGCGGAUCCUGAUGAUGAAGAUGACGAAGAGGAGCCAUUGAUUGGGGUCAGAUUUUGA
Clonostachys byssicola is the source of this 1506-nucleotide messenger RNA. Lineage: Eukaryota; Fungi; Ascomycota; Sordariomycetes; Hypocreales; Bionectriaceae. The record is from the annotation of a GenBank genome assembly.